Molecule: messenger RNA, 4906 nt
Organism: Drosophila montana
Lineage: Eukaryota; Metazoa; Arthropoda; Insecta; Diptera; Drosophilidae
Gene: Imp
Product: IGF-II mRNA-binding protein
Exons: 6
Coding region: 615-2543 (642 amino acids)
Biological process (GO): regulation of gene expression
Cellular component (GO): nucleus; cytoplasm
Molecular function (GO): mRNA binding
Source: RefSeq, a predicted model, not a curated record
CAAAAGAAGAUAAUUAAAAAAGAUGCAACAACAAUAACUAAAUUAAACAACUGUUAACGACAAUUUUUCUCGAGUAAAAAAAUUAUACAACAAAAUUUGUUGGAUAACCAAACAAGAAAAAUCCCAAACGACGAAACAAAUCAAAAAAGAAGAAAAAAAAAACCAUACGAACAAGGACAUGAGUCAAUGCAAAAACUAAGCGCCAAAAUUCAAACAGAGAAACGUCCUUUUGAAGCAUUCCACGACCCAAAAUUAAGCUGCGAAAACUUUUGCCGGAAUACAUAAAUAUCCAAAAAACAAACACCCAAACUAAAUCCAAAAAUUUCAAGUGUUUUCUAAGGCGAAACGUGACUUCAGAGUUGCCAGAUUAACAACAACGAGAUAAUUGCUAUUAUACUAUAUAUACGUAUAUAUAUUUUUUUUGUCGAAACUCCUAAACAAGACGACCCCCCUGCUAAAGUAACACCCCCUAACCGACCCCAGAGAAAAGUCAAAUACAAAAGAAAAUCAAAUUAAAGCAAGCAACCAAUUAAAAAGUGCUCAAACGCGCCGCCGCAACAAUUAGAAGAAGAAGAAAAAACGAAAAGCAGAAGCAGUAGAUACAGUUUUUAAAGAUGGCUUCCGAGCUGGAUCAAUUCGCCGAUUUGGAAUUAUCGAAAGAGGAUCGCGAGCAAAUCUUCGAUCCGCCAUUGGAUCGGCAGCAAUUGGAAGGUGCUGGCACCUCAAGUGUUACGACAUCAAAAAUCUUAAUAAGCGGCAUACCGCUGCAGACACGUUUCGAAGACAUCGAACCGCUACUGAAGCCCUAUGGCAUCGUCAAACAAUGUGAGGCUAUUUCUAGUAAGGAUCAAAAUACUCAAACAGUACAUAUAACAUUCGAAAAUCCUGAGCAGGCGCAAAGAGCUGCUGGUGGCCUAAACGGCGUCGAGUUCGAGGGCAGUAAACUGCACGCAGAGCAAUUGGACAAAAAUCAACGUCGGAGCAUACGCAAUCAGCGCAAUCCUUAUCCCGGCAUGCCGGGUCCUGGACGCCAGGCGGACUUUCCGCUGCGUAUUUUGGUACAGAGCGAAAUGGUGGGCGCGAUCAUUGGACGACAGGGUAGUACCAUACGGACCAUAACACAACAGAGUCGCGCCCGUGUCGAUGUGCAUCGCAAGGAGAAUGUUGGCUCCCUCGAAAAGUCCAUUACCAUCUAUGGCAAUCCGGAGAAUUGUACCAAUGCAUGCAAGCGCAUUUUGGAGGUUAUGCAACAGGAGGCACUGUCCACAAAUAAGGGUGAAAUCUGCCUGAAGAUACUCGCCCAUAAUAAUUUAAUUGGUCGCAUUAUUGGCAAGAGCGGUAACACUAUUAAACGCAUUAUGCAGGAUACGGACACGAAGAUAACCGUUAGCUCAAUUAAUGACAUUAAUAGCUUCAAUUUGGAGCGGAUCAUAACGGUGAAGGGCUUGAUUGAGAAUAUGUCACGUGCGGAAAACCAAAUCAGUACCAAGCUGCGCCAAAGCUAUGAGAACGAUCUGCAGGCAAUGGCGCCUCAGAGCCUUAUGUUCCCCGGUCUGCAUCCCAUGGCAAUGAUGUCGACACCGGGCAACGGCAUGGUCUUCAACACGAGCAUGCCGUUCCCCUCGUGUCAAAGCUUUGCCAUGUCCAAGACACCGGCCAGCGUGGUGCCACCGGCCUUCCCCAACGAUAUGCAGGAGACGACAUACCUGUAUAUACCGAAUAAUGCCGUUGGGGCAAUCAUUGGCACCAAGGGAUCGCACAUACGCAGCAUAAUGCGCUUCUCAAGCGCAUCCCUCAAAAUUGCGCCCCUCGACGCCGACAAGCCGCUGGACCAACAAACGGAGCGCAAGGUCACGAUUGUUGGCACACCGGAGGGUCAGUGGAAGGCGCAGUACAUGAUAUUUGAAAAGAUGCGCGAGGAGGGCUUCAUGUGCGGCACCGAUGAUGUCCGCCUUACCGUUGAGCUACUCGUCGCCAGUUCUCAGGUCGGACGCAUCAUUGGCAAGGGCGGACAGAACGUGCGUGAGCUGCAACGUGUGACGGGUAGCGUCAUUAAGCUGCCAGAGCAUGCGCUGGCGCCACCUUCAGGCGGCGAUGAGGAAACUCCUGUGCACAUCAUUGGGCCAUUCUACAGCGUUCAGUCCGCACAGCGGCGAAUUCGCGCCAUGAUGCUAUCGACAAAUCCGCCACCAGUGACCAAAAAACAGAAAGCUGCCAAAGAACAACAAUUGCAACAACAACAACAACAACAACAGCAACAACAACAACAGAACCUAGCCGGCGCUGCGCCAAGUGGGACUCAACAACAGCAGCAACAGUCGCCGUCGCAGCAGCAGCAGCCGCUGCCGCCGCAAUCGCAUCAUCAAUCGUCGGCGGCGUCGUCGUCGGCGCCACCUGCGCAUCACCAGCAGCAGGCGUCGUCGACAGCGUCCUCACAUCAAUUGCAGCAGCAGCAGCCGUCGCCGCCGCCCGGCAACGCAUCGGCCGCCACCCAACAGCAGCAACAGCAGCAGCAGCAGCAGCUGGCGAGCUCCCAGCAGUAAGCUGCAUGCGUGGGGAUAGGGUAUGGCCAGAGGGGGGGGCAACCCAAAUACAACAGCAAACAACUUGAAUAACAACAACAAUAAUACAUUAAUAGCAAUAGCAACAACAGCAACUACAACAAAAACAACACUUGGAUUUACCGUGGCAGUUUUCCAUCAACUUUUAUUCCGCUUUAUAUAAACAGGCAGCGAAAACAACAACAACAACAGCAACAAGAAAAAGAAGAAGAACUCUCGUCCCUCAACUCCAACAAACUCGUAAAAAGCGCUAAAUGCCUGCCCCUCGACUGCUGGCAAGGGCAGCAGCACAGCAAACUAAAAAUGAAUUCAAAAAUAUAACAGAAUAUAACAGCAACAACAGCAACAGCAACCGCAACAGCGACCGCAACAACAACAGUAACAUUAACGACAGCAACAACAGCAGCAGCAGCAGUAAAAGCAACAGGCAACAGGCAACAACAAGGCAGAUGCGGCUGAGAACUUGCUCUUUCCCUCUCUUGCAGUUAGUUGCAGACGCCCAAAGGGGAGAGCUACCAGAUUUUGUGUACAACUAUCAAAUGCUUGCUUAUAAAAAAAUCAAAAAAAAUCAUAAUCAUAAUAAUAAAACUCGGCGCCGUUCCAAUAAAUGGGCCAAACUGUUAUACGGCAAUGCAUUGUAUUGUUGUUGUUUCUCGUGAUGUGACUGCGCGCUGCCCAACCUUUGUUAUAAUUUUAAUUUAACUAAAUAACUACACACACACACACACACACCACACAGACACACACUCUAUUAUUUAAAGAAAUCUUGCAUAAAGCCUGAUGUAAGGGAGAAGCUACAUUUAACCAGGUUUAACCACAGAACUGCAACAGCCCCCGCAGCAAAAAAUUAUUAAACAUAUUUGCAACAUGAAAAGAAAUUUCACAAUUAAAAACAAAAACAAAUUGAAAAAAAAAAAAACAAAAACAAAAGCGAGAAAAAAAUUAACAAAAAAAAAAACAAAUUCAAAAAGUCGCAACUGCAGCAAAUUCGUUUUUUUUUAAUAUAUAGAAAACAUAAAAUUACAACUUUUUAAUGAAUUAUUUUAUUUUUUUUUUAAUCAACUUUAGUAAGCGUAAUUUAAGUGAACAAAAGAAAAAAAAAACAAACAAAAAACGAAAGUGAGAUAAACAAAAACCAAACAAUCAAUUGGUUUGUGUGUGUGUUUUAUAAUUGUUUUAUAUAUAUAUAUAUAUAUAUUUAUUAUAUAUGUAUAUAUACAUUUUUUUUUAUUUUAAUUUUUUAAGCGUAUUUGCAUUUGAAAAUUUGAAAUUUGUAACAGUUAUUAAUUGUAUGCAAGAACACAAAUCAGAUGACGACAGCGGCAUAAAAAACAGAACAGGAAAAAACUGUAUGUUAAUUAUUAUUAUUACUAAUAUUAUUUUUCGUAUUUCCUAAUUGAAGAAUACCCAAAUUGCAAGCAGGUGUAAACUUUAGCCCACCUCUUAAAGCAAAACGAAAACAAGAAAAAAAAACUCAACAAAAAAAAAAGAGUAGAAGAAAACUACAACUAAACUUUAAAGCCGCUUUAAACUAAACCAAAACAAAACAAGUGAAAACCAACUAAAAACUAAAACAUGUAAAAUAAAAGAAAAACUAAAGAAUUCUUUGAAGCGAGAAGCGUAAAUACCACAAAAAUACAACACACAAGUGUUCAAUGCGAGGGUCGAUAGAAGAGUUUUCCAUAGGAGCAUAUAUGUCUACAUACAAUAUAUAUGUAUAUAACUUAUCGUAUAUAUGUAUUCUGUCUGUACUCUUAUAUUUAUCAGCCAGCAGACAGCGCAACCAUCUCUUAUACGCGCCAAGUCGAGAGUCAGAGUUGAGUCGCGCAGCACAUGUAUGACAACUAUAUAGUAUAACAUAACGGAAACAUAUAACAGUACACACACACACUCACACACAAACAAACACACACACUCACUCACAAACAUAAUUAUAUAGGCAUACGAAUUAUAUAGUUUAUCAUUUAAGUUGUGUCUCUCACCUGAUGCCAAGCAAGCAAUGUUAGUGUACAGCUGUAUAAUAGUUUUCGAGAAUUGAGAAUUUGAGAUUUCGAGAAUGCGUAUAUAACAACAAAAAAUAAAACUGAAUUGUUAAUAUUGUUUGAGCGAACUAAGCUAGAGAGGGAGAGAGAGAGAGAGAGAGGGAGAGGAGAAGAAGUAGAGUCGGAGCGAGAGCGCGAGCGCGCCAGAGUUAUUUAGAGAGAAAGUGAGAGAGCAUUGUAAUCUGUUUGCCUUGAAACAAAAACAAAAAUAACGGUGCUGAAAUGUUAAUUUUUAUAUAACGAAAAAAAACGAGCAACAAGUGUUACAUAAAGUGUUAUAUUAAAGCAAAAAAAAAAAAAAAA